AUGCCGGGGAUGACGCAACGAGAGGGGGGAUGGGUUGAGUACAGAGGUGAUGGUUUGAGUUUCUCCUUAUGUCUUUGCAGUCGGGCACCGCAAAUGAGAGCUGCGCCCCCAGCACCUGCUGCUCGGGCCCCUGUCCCAGCAGCGGCACCACCUUCUGCCGUGGCCUCUCCUGCACCGAAGCAGCCCGGUCUGAUGGCACAGAUGGCUACAACGGCGGCAGGAGUCGCUGUAGGCUCUGCUGUGGGCCAUACCAUAGGUCACGCGCUUACAGGAGGAUUUGGAGGAGGAAGCAGCUCUGAAGCUGCGAGGCCCGAUAUCACUUAUCAGGAACCGCAAGCGGCUCAGCCUGCCUACCAGCAGCAGCAGCAGUUUGCCCCUUGUCAGUAUGAAAUGAAGCAGUUCCUGGAGUGCGCGCAGAACCAGACUGACCUCAAGCUGUGCGAGGGGUUCAGCGAGGUCCUGAAGCAGUGCAGGUUUGCUAAUGGAUUAGCUUAAACCUGCAGAAUGUGGAAGCUGAGAAC
Messenger RNA from Tinamus guttatus (white-throated tinamou), 521 nucleotides. The record is from RefSeq and is a predicted model, not a curated record. Lineage: Eukaryota; Metazoa; Chordata; Aves; Tinamiformes; Tinamidae.